Messenger RNA from Anguilla rostrata (American eel), 3675 nucleotides. It is a transcript of the gene oxnad1, whose product is annotated as oxidoreductase NAD-binding domain containing 1. Gene Ontology annotation, molecular function: oxidoreductase activity. Gene Ontology annotation, cellular component: mitochondrion. Bases 247 to 1290 code for a protein of 347 amino acids. The transcript has 8 exons. The record is from RefSeq and is a predicted model, not a curated record. Lineage: Eukaryota; Metazoa; Chordata; Actinopteri; Anguilliformes; Anguillidae.
UUGGCGUGCUGUUUUCGAAGGCGAAAGGGGGGUAAGACGGCUAAGUUAGCAACCUGGUCACAGUUUUACUGGCUAUCGUACCUUCUUCAGUUGUUUGUUGUUUUGCUUACAAGCUAACUAGCUCUAGUAGUGGUUGUUGUAAUGGUUCCCAGGAUGUGCUAGGCAACUUACAAACUUAUUUCCAGGCUAGGUCGCUAACUAGCGAUAACUGCACUACGGUAUGGAAACUAAGCCAACUGACAGAAUAUGCCAUCAGUUGAACACCAGAGUGGGUCUGGUACUGUCGGGGAAAGCUUGGCUCUCCCUGCUUCCGCGAUGGCGGCUUGCGGUUGGCUGAAGGUCGCUGGAAGCUUCGCGGCGCCGGGUCCGUCCAGACUGCUCCGCCCGCUGGCUUUGUGUCCGAUCCCGGCCAGCAGGUGCCUGGCCUCUCGAACGUCGUCAUUGUGUCGACGAAUGAGUUCCAUAAGAAAAACAGACCACUUGGAGAGAACAGCCAACAACUCCCGACAGAUGGCUGUGUUCCCGGCGAAGGUUUGUGGGAUCAAGAACGAGUCGGACUCUGUGAGACGACUCCGUCUGUCCGUCCCCCAUCCGGAUUUCACCUUCAAAGCGGGGCAGUGGGUGGACUUCUUCAUCCCCGGCCAGGAGAAGGUGGGCGGGUUCUCCAUCUGCUCGAGCCCCGCCCUGCUGCGAGGGGAGGGUGUGAUUGAGCUGGCCGUCAAGUACGCCGUGCACCCGCCAGCCCACUGGAUCCACCGCUCGUGCAGGCUGGAUUCAGAGGUGGCCGUCCGAGUGGGCGGGGACUUCUUCUUUGACCCCGCCCCUACGGGCCCGGCGGUGGACCUGCUGCUGGUGGCGGGCGGAGUGGGGAUUAACCCUCUGUACUCCAUCUUGCUGCAUGCGCUGGACCUGCAGCGCCACCACCAGGCGGCAGGCCAGGGCUACAAGCCAGGAGCCGUGCAGCUCUGCUACAGUGCCAAGAACACCCAGGAGCUGCUGUUCAAGAGGUCGAUCGUGGAGGCCUGUCAGGAGUUCCCCGGAAAGUUCUUCUGCGACUUCCACCUCACGCGCCAGAGCGAAGCCGUGGACCCGCAGCUGCAGCCCUUCAUCAGCGGUGGCAGGAUAUCUGAGCAGGUUCUAAGGGAGCACCUGGAGAGGCUGGCGCGGGCGGGGCAGCGGGAGACUCUGUGCUACCUGUGCGGGCCGCCGCCCAUGAUCGAGAGCGUCUCCGAGCACCUGCAGCACCUGGGCCUGCCCCCCCACAGGAUCCUGUUUGAGAAGUGGUGGUAGCCCCGCCCACUGCCGGCCCGCCCCGCCCACCUACACCUGGAUCUCGGCGUCUGAAAUCCUCCCCUGCCUUCCACUGACAGAAUCACAGCGGUGUGAGCGCGGUCUGACCGUACUGCCGUACUGCCCCGGCCCACCCCGCCCUGCCCCCUGCCCCUGCACCCUGGCAUGCCCCCGCGGGGCACCUGAGCACACGUGUGCUGACUCCAGGCGUGUUGUAGGAGGCGUGUUGAAGGCGUGUUGAAGGCGUGCUGCAGGCGUGUUGAUUCGGCAGGACUCUUGUUUGCCACGUUGGAUUUUAUGGUUCACAUAUGGUUUAUGGAAGAAAUAUGCGCACAUCACCUUUUAUUUAUUUUCAAAUGAGAAUGUGUCAUGUUCUUUUUAAAAAAUAAUUUUUGUUAUAAUUAUGCAUUGUAAUAAUAUAAUAUAUAAUAAUAUAUAAUAAUAAUAACCGACAUAGCACAGUUAGUCAAAUGUAAUUAAAAAACAUUUUACCUCAAAAACAAACCAACCUUUUUAGGCUUUUUUUUCUUUUUCUGAAAUAUUCUGUUUUCAGGAUUUAUUUCUAAGCUCUUACAUAGAAUGCUGUUGUGUUUGUUGCCUGGGAAAUGACCUUCCAGAUGACCUCUUGCUCCUGAAUGCUCAGACAGGAGGGGUCUGUACAGAAACCAGAUGCUCAACACCUGCUUUCCUUCAGUCCUCUCUGCUUUUUAACCACAGGAGGUUCUUGCAGAUAGCAGGAUGGGUGUGGCCCAACCUGUGGUCCAACCCCUUUGUCAUCUGUUUUAAAUAUGAAUUAAAUUUGAACAUGUAAGUUUUAUCAGAAGAGAGUUUGAACUUUCAAUACUAUGGAAUUGAGUAUCUAGUUAGUCUGUAGAAUCUGUAUUAUAAUUCUGUGGGUUUUGCUCCUCUGGGUGAAGAACUGCACAAUUUCGCCUGCAUACAGAUUUUCAGUGAUUUUUAUAUUUAUAGUUUAGUUAUAGAGUUUUUCAAAUGUUGGACUGAUUUGAACUGAAAAUCUGAAGAACGUCAUAGGCUAACCAGUCGGCCGAAUGGUGUCAAAAGUGAACUAGCAGGUGCAAUUAUGCCUUAAUAAUUAAUCAUUAAUAUCAACCUCAUCUGUCAUUCAGAUGCAUGAGCAUCAAACAGCAACCAGCCACUCUUUCCGUUAAUUAAACAGAACUGAGAAUAGGAUCGGAAUGGGACAGAAAGGAUCGUGUGUGUGCUGUUGCGAAAGGGUAUGGUGUGGGAAGGGCAGCAGUGUUUGAUAAACAGAGGGGACAGAAUGAAGGAAAGUCGUCAAGAAGGGGGACAGAAACAUCGCGUGUGUCACUGGACAGGUCCUGCGAUCUUCAGACAGCUGCGCAGGAAACAAAAUGCUGUGUUUCCAAUCACUAAAAGGUUCACAUUCUUCAAAGACUGCUGUGCUGAGAGGUCCCUUUACAAGUUCGGGAUGUUUUAGGGUGCGUGUACGCGCACGUGAGUGUGUCCUGGCUAUUUUUAUUAUUUUUAUAGUUUUAUGUUUGAGAAGAGAAGAGGUGCAGCAGCGCUCCUGUUCAGAAGUGUUUUUUUUUUUUUUUUUUUUCUUGGGAGCGAAACCGCAAUGCCCUGCCCUGGACUGAAGCCUGCAGCCCUGAGGCUAACGGGCUCUACAGUGCGCUGCUCUGCCUGGCUGCCCUAAGGCUAACGGGCUCUACAGUGCGCUGCUCUGCCUGGCUGCCCUAAGGCUAACGGGCUCUACAGUGCGCUGCUCUGCCUGGCUGCCCUAAGGCUAACGGGCUCUACAGUGCGCUGCUCUGCCUGGCUGCCCUAAGGCUAACGGGCUCUACAGUGCGCUGCUCUGCCUGGCUGCCCUAAGGCUAACGGGCUCUACAGUGCGCUGCUCUGCCUGGCUGAGUUUCGGCCUCCUCGUACGCUCUGCCUCUCUCAGGGAGAACCUGGUCCGGUUCACAUCAUCCUCUUAUUACAGUUAACUACUCUUUAUUCCUGUGUUUUAUUCUUCGUUUUUUUUUAAACAGUUUUACAGCUAACCGCUGUGCCUCUAUGAAUUUUCUGUCUUCCCUUCAAAUUGCUAAUCUUAUUUUUUGGGGGGCGCGGCUUGGGGGGUGUGGCUAGGGGGGGUGCGGCUUGGGUGGUGAAAGUAUUUAUUGAACAUGAUUUUAUUUCCUUCAGAAAGAGCUGCACAGUAGAGCUGUGUGUUUGACGCUAUAUAGGCAUUAUGAACACUGGGUCUAAUCUAAAGUCGUAUAAAAUGUGUGUAAUACGUGUUGUUCCUGUGAUGUCCACCGGGUGGCAGUGUUUACCGUUACGGUUAACUGCAUCUCCAUGGCAACAUUCAGCAAAACAAAACCAACUGGAAACAGUGAUGAAAUAAAUAAUGUUUAUUCA